ACUCGAUGCCGUUCCGCAUUACGAAGAUUACGUUUUCCUUGAUUGUGAAAAGCGUCCCGAAUUAAAUAAAUUUCGCCACUAGCGGACUAGGGUUGUAGUCGAUGCGUUCUCUGGUUAGACGCGUACGUCUACCCACAGCUGAGGGGGUUUUAGGAUUGAUUCUUAAUUUGAAUGCGAGGUGUGCCUGUCGAUGUAAAUGAUGCGAUUGAAGACGCCUACACGGUGGCGUUUAAGGCCGCUGGUGUGUUCGGGCUGCUAGUUUCGUAUAGUCGAGUCAGUUCGCGACUUGGCUACGAGCGUACGCGUCUCUCGCUCGCGGCACCGUCCGAUAUUAUACGAUACACGACCGCCCGCCCAACAUUCACGUUUUAAAAAACGUUGAGAUUUUUUUCUUAAUUUCUGACUAGAUAUCCGCAAAGUAAUCGCUUUGAAUUCAAUUCGAUAUUGAUAAAGAAAAAUAUUUUUUUACUAAAUAGUGCAACACAAAUUAUAUUAGAUUCUCGGUGUUUCAUAAGGAUGUUUUAAGUUAAGUUAAACAUUAAUUAUUUUGAAGGAUUUCCCGAAUUCAAAACGGGUAUCGAGGAGCUGCUCCGUAACGAUUUUCGAAAAGUGGUGUCUCGAGGCACUGAUGGAGGAGGACUCGAUGGGGUGUGCAACAAUGAGGUUCCAAGACUGACCCCAGGCUUGCAUCCGGAGUCAUUUUUCGACAUGAACGAGCUGCCCACAAACGCGUACUCUCUGGACACUCGCAGAAUGCAACUCUACUCUCACCAACACAUUCAUCCCGCGGAACUGUCGAUCCACGCUGUCUCCGCAAACGAACUGCUGAAGCCCAAAGAUGAGCCCAACUACUCCCUGGCUGCUUCUUCUAACAACUGUUCCAUCUUACAUCAUACAGUUACUUCACCGUACGAUAAUCGUAUAUGCAUGGAUACCAACACCAAUGAGAACCACAACGCUCAGAAUUCAAAAGGGGACGAAGACCUGUCUCGAGUUUAUCAGACAUUGUCCUUACCGACGCUGCCAUCUAGGGAGGAAACUAGUCCAAAUAACAGCGAGGACUCGAAAUCUAAAAUAAAAACAAUGACGCCGUCGAGCCCCGGGAACAGCGAAAUUAAGGCACAGACAACUUCGUCGAAUUCGCAGGCUCUGACCAAACCCCCGUAUUCGUACGUCGCUCUCAUUACGAUGGCCAUACAAAACAGUCAAACGAAACGGGCCACGCUGAGUGAAAUUUACGCCUAUAUCACGAAGGAAUUCCCUUUCUUCGAGAAAAACAAAAAAGGCUGGCAGAACUCGAUCAGACACAAUCUCAGUCUCAACGAAUGCUUCAUAAAGGUGCCGAGGGAGGGAGGCGGUGAGCGAAAAGGAAAUUAUUGGACUCUUGAUCCACAAUGCGGGGAAAUGUUCGAGAAUGGUAAUUUCCGACGGCGGCGGCGUAUGAAGAGACCGUUCAGGGCUAAUCCCUACUCGAAAGCGCUUUUCGGUGACGGGUACCACGUGUCGCACGUGGCUCAACACGUCCCACCGCACAUGCAACCGCUCCCAUUGGGCCCCAGAAACUACUUCGGGUCUGGUUCGCCGUAUCAUCCACCUUCCUAUCCCAGAUAUGACGCUACAUGGCUGAGUCAGUCCGCGGGUGGGCUUGGCUAUGGCUCGAUGGCCCGUAGCCCUCCUGGGUGCUCGCCACACAGCGCGCUUCCCCACCAAGCUCCUAGUGUCGCGGUCAGCCCAUUCGCUACACAUCAACUGCAGGGUCAAUUCCCGAGCUCUCUGCAACCCAUGCAGUCGAUGUCGCACGUCAACUCGUACAAUCCCAUUGGAGUGACAUCUAUCGACGGCCCGCCAAGUCCAGGACCUGCAUAUGCGAAUUCCUCUGUUGGUGAUUUCUCGCCUAGUCGACAUCACGACAUCGUCACUUCUUCGGACACGCCGGUCAGAUUACCUUUCUGGCCUGAAGGAGGUUCGUCGAGCCCUAAUCACGGAUACGUGCCGUCGAGUAACUUCUCGCCGCCACGUCGUCACGAAGCCGUCACGUCGUCGGACACGGCGGGAGCGCGCUUCUCCUUCUGGCCAGACGUCGGUGUCAAAGAAGAGGCCUCGUCGAGUCUUCUUUCGAACGCGGCUCCUUAUUCUAAAUGUUUUAUGUAAAGACAAAACUGAAGUCUGUGAAUGUGCGGAGUCUUAUAUUAUAGUCUCAUACAUAAAGGGCUUAAAGAAAAUGUACGUACAAGCUUAUCAUUAUAUAAUAUAUUUAGUUAGAACAUAAUACAUACUAUCGGAGCGUGUUAUGUACAGUCGUCGUUAUGAAUUAUGAAUUACAUUGUUUUGUUGUGAAUGUAGUUUUUUGUUUGUUUGUUUAUUGUUCGAUUUGUGGGUAUUAAAAAUUAAGUGCUAGAAGUACCUAAUGUAAGUUUUUGUUGAAAAUUUUGACGGUCAUAUUUUCGUUUAGAAUUCCGUUUAUAAAUCUGAUAUUUGCAGCUUGGCUCGUAUUGUACUAUUGUAUUGUUUUUUUUUUUAAUAUUACUGUAUGCUUACCGAACGAUGAAUUUUAAAUAUAAAUAUAAUAAUUGAUGAGUUCUGUUUAUUCGGGCAAACGGUCGAACUCUCAUCAGUGGCGUAGCUACCUAGGGGCCAGGCGGGGCAGUGCCCCGGAGCCCUCAAGCUCAGGGGGCCCUCGAAUCCUUACGAAUCCUUAGAAAUCUUGAUCGAACUGAACUUUUGGAAAUUUCUCCUAUUUUUAAAAUAAAUAUGACAGGUUGCAACCCCACUUUAAUCAUGAAAACUCAGUUGAGAGAAAUUCAAAAGUUAUGCCUAGGGAAUUCCCCUGAAUUAUUUCUGUAGGUUGGCAGUGCUGUCAAUUUGAUGGAUAGUGAUAUGUGCGUUUUAUUGCCGAUAGUGCCCGACCUUUAUAUAUUAAACUUUUGAAUCCUCCCUAUUUCGUGUUAUUAGCCAAACCUACACCAAGUAUUAAUUGUAAUUUAUGUUGUUACUGUUUAACAUUUUUAUUACCUGCCCUACAGUGCACAAAAAACAGCUAAAGUAGCUUAGGAUUUUUAAAGUAUUUCAUAUUUUUAUUUGUUAAAACCUAAUCAGCUUACAUAGCAUUGGGGCCCCAUUUUUUAAUUUGCCCCAGGGCCCUUGGUUACCUAGCUACGCCACUGACUCUCAUACGAAAAGAAAUAUAUAUAUGUAUGUACUUUAGAAAAUAGAACAAUGUGAUUAUUUGGAUCUCGAAAUAGCGACGAGAAAUCAAAACGGACAAUGGUUCACGAUGAACGAAUCUUUUUUCAACUUCACAUUCGAUUAGUGAGUCACAGUUGAUUUUGUUUUGUUCGCCUAAUAUCUAGGUUAGCUUAUGGGUGUUGAAUACGUUUCUACCAUAGCUUAAACGGUAGUUCUAUGAGUAUAUCGUAUUGUAGUUAUGUGUAUCGUUCAAUGUUACCUAUAUUAGUGACGUAACUAGCUAGUGUCGUAAGUCCAUGCAAAAGCAUACGAGUAUUUUGUAAUCAAGAAAUGUUCGUAAGUUAUUCGUCUAAAAUCUAUUUACGUUUAUGAUAUUGUUUUAUCACUGAAUGUGAAUGUUUGUAGUAUUAUUGUUUCAGUGGAACCAAAUUGUAUUUUUUUUUGGUAAGUUAAAAAAAAAAAAUUAAAACUAUUAUAUUUUAGUGUCCCGUAGUUCUUUGUUCGUAUAAAUAUUUAGUUUAAUCAUUUACAUAUAAAUCAACUGUAAUAUAUAAUAUCGGUGUAGUGAUCAAUGUAUAAUAUAAAAUGUAAGAGUGUUUUUAAAAUUAGUGAUCAUGAUGUCGAGAAAAUUUGGAUUCGCUAAAAUAAAUGUUAGUUAUGGCA
This is a messenger RNA of Bombyx mori (domestic silkworm), 3849 nucleotides long. RefSeq names its product forkhead box protein L2. The coding region runs from base 709 to 2151 and encodes 480 amino acids. The record is from RefSeq and is a predicted model, not a curated record. Gene Ontology annotation, molecular function: DNA-binding transcription factor activity, RNA polymerase II-specific; RNA polymerase II cis-regulatory region sequence-specific DNA binding. Gene Ontology annotation, biological process: regulation of transcription by RNA polymerase II; cell differentiation; anatomical structure morphogenesis. NCBI's taxonomy places the organism in Eukaryota, Metazoa, Arthropoda, Insecta, Lepidoptera, Bombycidae. The transcript is spliced from 11 exons.